AGCCAUUGGCCCACGGCUAUCGCUCAGCCAAUGCUGUUGCCGCCAUGGGGAGCGGCUCGGGGGUUCUGCAGGCCAUGUUCUUCUGGCAGCUGGUGCGUGGCAUCACCGUGGGCAUCGCCGGUACGGCCACCCUGUACGUGGCGGACCAGACGGGCGUGCCGCAGAGCGUGAUGGCGGCGGCGCGGGGCGUGGGGAUGAUUCUGGGGCCCAUCCUAGCGUCCAAGACCAUUGGGAGGCUGAUUUGGAGCGGGGAGUCGCAAUACGGCUUUGGCCUCGUCUUGUCUCUGAAGGCGAUCUGCGUAUGGCUGGUGCCACGUUUGAACGGCGCGAUCGGCCUUUGCCUCGCCUUCGGGAGCAUCGGCGCGGCGAUGUCUGUGCUGGACACCUUCAACAUCAUGCUGGUGGGUCGCUUGUUGAAGUCCUCCAGCGGCUCCGCCCUCUCCAAGUACGACCUCUGCUACGGCAUCGGCGGUAUGGUGGCCCCCUUCGUCGCAGUCUGGGCGCACCGCCACUCCUGGGACCUCCUUGCCACGCUGGACCUCUGCAUCGCCAUGGUGGUGGUGCGACGCCGCGCCUGCCUCGGGAAGCCGACGGAUUGGAAGCAGAAGAUCCGGAACCCCGAGGGAGCCGAGGGGGGCCUGGCGUCGGCUUCGGAGGCCAAGGGCGUGGAGCAGGCGGCCGCUGUGCCUUCGCGCGUGGUCAAGGCCGGCCUGGCCUUUACGCUGAUCUCGCAGAUUGGCUCCACCAGCAUCUCUGCCUGGGGCUUCGCCUUCGUCACCAAGCACCACCACUUCCCGGAGAAAUGGGCAGCACUGGUGCCUUCGAGUUUCUAUUUGGCCAGCAUGCUGCCGCGGCUCAUCAACACCUGGCUGGCCAGACACAUCUUGCCCUCCGCGCUGGUCCACAUUAGCCUGGUUUUCGUGCUGCUGGGCGCGAUCUGCUUCCUGAUGGCAUCUAUGGCACUGGACGCUGAGCCUCAGGGCAGCUAUCGCCUGCUCUUCGCAGGGAUCACCUUGCUAGGCGCCGGGUACUCCAGCCACUACUCCUUCGUCUUGGUCUCCAUGACGCAGCACGGGGAGCUCACCCCGCAGCAGAACGGAAUGUUCGGCUCCACGGUGUGCAUGGGCAUCACCAUGGGCCUCUGGCUCGCGGGCUUCUUCCACCUCGCACGCCUCGAGCAGUCGGUGUCUGCGCUGCUCAUAGCCAUAUGGAUGGCCCACAUACGGGAGUUCCCGAUCUGCAGAAAAGCAUCUGACGUCAACUGAAGGGCGGCCGAACGAAUUGCCCGGGGGGGGGGGGGCAGAAGCGAUCCAAAGCGAUCAACAGCCGCUGAGAUAUGUGUCUGUGUGUGCGCGAGUUUGUGUCAAGGGAAGGA
Molecule: messenger RNA, 1375 nt
Organism: Effrenium voratum
Lineage: Eukaryota; Dinophyceae; Suessiales; Symbiodiniaceae
Source: the annotation of a GenBank genome assembly